Limanda limanda (common dab) is the source of this 2212-nucleotide messenger RNA. Its product is annotated as serine/threonine-protein phosphatase 4 regulatory subunit 2-A-like. Gene Ontology annotation, biological process: protein dephosphorylation. NCBI's taxonomy places the organism in Eukaryota, Metazoa, Chordata, Actinopteri, Pleuronectiformes, Pleuronectidae. Gene Ontology annotation, molecular function: protein phosphatase regulator activity. The transcript is spliced from 9 exons. Gene Ontology annotation, cellular component: nucleus; protein phosphatase 4 complex; cytoplasm. The record is from RefSeq and is a predicted model, not a curated record. The coding region runs from base 89 to 1309 and encodes 406 amino acids.
CCGCUAGCCCCUGCUCGUUGGCUAGCUAGCUUCCCGCUGCUACUGCUAGCUAGCCAGUACUUCCUGCCCGGGGGGACUGGACACAGCAAUGGACGUCGACGCGUUGCUGGAAGCGUUUCAAGAUUUUGAGAAGAAAGCGAAAAUGGAGACCUGUCCUGUACUCGAGCAGUUCCUGUGUCAUGUCGCCAAGACAGGACAGCCACUGAUCCUGUGGCCCCAGUUAAAACAGUACUUCAUGUUUAAGUUGGAAAAAGUCAUGGAUGAUUUCCACGCUUCAACACCAGAACAGAGAGUCUCACAUAAUCCCAAUGUCGAGCACGUGCCCUUUGAAGAGAUGAAGACGAGGAUCUUAAAGAUAGUGGAUGGUUACAAUGGAGUCCCAUUCACCAUCCAGCGUCUGUGUGAGCUGCUGAUGGACCCUAACAGGAACUACGCAGGAACAGACAAGUUUCUCAGGGGUUUGGAAAAGAAUGUACGGGUGGUCAGCUCUGUGUAUCCCAUGUCUGAGAAAAAUGGGGCGUCCAGUGUAAACAGAAUGAACGGAGUAAUGUUUCCUGGCAACUCCACUCUAUAUUCAGACAGUCGAAAUGUAAAUGGACCAGCCACGCCAAAACCACUCAACAGAACCAGGUUGUCGUUGUCAUCUUCGCUCUCCACCAAUGGGCUUCCUGACGGUCCAGUGGGCAAAGAGCCAGAGCCAACCACAGAGGAGGUGGAGGAUCACCACAUGAGUGAUCCCUCGCGAUCAGAAGCUGAAGACACAGCAAGCAGUGGGACAAAAAACAAACAUCCUGAGGAGGAGGAAGAUUCUGAUGAUGACAAGCAAGAGGUCAAGAGGCUCAAGUUUGAUGAAAAGGAAGAGGAGGAAACAGAAAAGGAAAAGAAAGAGUCAUUGUGUCUUCAAGAGUCAGAGAACUUGUCAGAGAUGCCAGAAUCUUUAGAAGUCUCAAGAGGUCAAGACAACCAAAGUGGAACGUCUUGUGACACAACUUGUGAUCAGGAGCCCAGCAGCACAGGGACAGAAACCACUGAGAGGGAAGUAAGCUCAUCCGGGGCAGGAGAUGUUCACACUGAGGAGGAUGAAAGCGCCGUGGACGAACCUGAGCCGCCCGCUCCAUCGGAGGAGAGCACAAGCUUUGAACAGGACAAUGCGGAGAGUACCAGCGGCGUCUGUGACGGAGAGGACCCGACCAGCGACAAGGAGGUCCCUUCCUCUUCUAGUAGUUCACCUGACUUGUCAACAGAGGGCGAUGCUGACAGUUCACACAGCACAGACACUGCAGUAGAGCCCGGGGAACAACAGGACUAGCCUGAAUCCAGUCUGCCAACUGACUUUUGUUAUUUUACACUGUAUGAUACCACACCAAUGGUAUAUGUGUAGCACUGUGGACCUUUAUCCUUCAGGACCAGGAGCGAUGUGACCUGGAGAUUCCUCGCUGAAGGAUCUUUUGUCCUCUUCAGUUUCACCUGCUCAAACAUCAACCAGGUCAUUAAACUAGAAGGACAUGUAUCAAAGAAUAUGGAGACUGCUUUUUAACAGUUGAUUACUAGUUUUUCUAAUCUUUUUUUUCCCUGUUCUUUUUUUUUAUAUAUAUAUAUAUGAGCAUUUUAAUUUAAUCUUGAUAAUUAAUGUAUUCCCCUAUUUUCAUUAUUCAUCUGGCAUGUAUUUCCAGGAGGAGGCGUCUGACAGUUUGAGUUCAAGCAUCGUUGUUUGUCUCUGAUCAAUGUGUCUCUCUCCAAGUGAACAUGGAAACCUGCCAUCACGAAUGCAAAGCAAAACUUCACAGAUGUCUGUUCGCUUUAAAGCCCAUAACAUCAAAUGUUACUUAAUCAAAGUAUGUUACAUUAAUUAGGAUUAACCCCUUUGAAAAUAUCCCAGUUUCUCUUUGUUACUGAAUGAGGCCAACGUUAACACACCAUAUUGCCAGUAGUCACCAGUUUGGUUGGAUAAAUUCAAGGUUUGGCUCAAGUGCAGCCAUCUCUGCAUCAAACACACAAACGCCCCGGUACGUUUACACUUUCUGUCAUAACUUCGCUGUACAGCUGUCCCUUUUGAUAGCAAGGAUUUCUACAGUACACAUCUGUAAAUCAAUUUUGUAGACUUGUAAUACUUGUGUCCACUGCCUUCGUAAAACCGAUAAUGGCUGGAAGUUGAAUGCUUGAGCUUGUAUCAUGGUAUUCAUGGAAAGCAAUAAAUGCUAAAAAAAUUGAA